Messenger RNA from Trypanosoma theileri, 663 nucleotides. RefSeq lists its product as uncharacterized. The record is from RefSeq and is a predicted model, not a curated record. The annotation marks the transcript as partial. The transcript has a single exon. NCBI's taxonomy places the organism in Eukaryota, Euglenozoa, Kinetoplastea, Trypanosomatida, Trypanosomatidae.
GUGAAUGAUAUGGUGCAACAAACUGUUUUUGAUCGACUUAGGGAACAAGGUAUUGUCCUUCAGCAAUUCCCAGGUCCCUCAUCUAGCCUAACAGAUGAGGAAUGGGCACAGAAUCAACUCUAUGAUAUCAUUGUUAACUCAUCUAGAGAGCAAAUAGCUGCAGCCAUUCUUAAAAACCACGACAAACAUGAGAACGAGGAUGUAGAAGCGAAAGAAAAAAAGAAGAAAAACAAAAAAAUGGGAGAAGAGGGAAAAGAGGAAAUAAAUAGGGAGAGGGAGAGCAAUAAGGAAAUGGAGAUGGAUAAGCAUGAUGAAGCUCGACGCGAUCCUGGGCGUCCUUUGUUGUACCGUGGACAAUCAGAGAAAUCACUAGAUGGGCAACGUGGAGUUGCAUCCUUUUCCCGACAAGUGAACUCAUUAGGAGGAAGAGGAAGAGGAGUAGGAGGAAAGAAAACUGCCGAGUCAAUCCCAUCAACCAACACUCGUCAUAUUACUGGGGAUGGUGCGAUGAAUGAAAAGACGUCAGCAACACUGUCCAGGGACACACCAAGAGAAGGAAAGGAAUAUGCAAACAACAAGAAUAAUAAUCCCAUGUCUGGAACAGCAUUAAGCGACUAUACACAUACUUCACAAUUUUUGGAAGGAGAUGCAUUAACAGAUAAU